CUCGGGGCGGAGCGGGAUGGAGCGGGGCGGAGCGGGGCCGGGGGGGCGGAGCGGGAGCGGGCCGGCAGCGACGGCGGCGCGGAGUCCGGGAAUGGCACCCGGCAAGCAAGGGAAGAGCGCGGGGGCCUCGGAGAACCCUUCGGUGACACUUUUCCGAGAGUACCUGAGGAUCGACACCGUGCACCCCAAGCCUGACUACGAUGCAGCAGUCCAGUUUUUGGAGCGUGUGGGCACCGACUUGGGCUUGGCGUGCCAGAAAGUGGAGGUGUGCCAGGGCCGUGUGGUGCUGGUCCUCACCUGGCCGGGCACAAAUCCCCGCCUGCGCUCCAUCCUGCUCAACUCCCACACCGACGUUGUGCCAGUUUUCGAGGAGCACUGGACCUACCCACCCUUCGAAGCUGUUAAGGAUUCCCAGGGCAACAUCUAUGCCCGGGGUGCCCAGGACAUGAAGUGUGUCUCCAUCCAGUACCUUGAGGCCAUCCGAAGGCUGAAGGCAGAAGGGAAGAGCUUUGCCCGCACCAUCCACCUGAGUUUUGUGCCUGACGAGGAGGUGGGCGGACACAAGGGCAUGGCGAUGUUCUUGCAGCGCCCGGAGUUCAAAGCACUCAACGUGGGCUUUGCCCUAGAUGAAGGCUUGGCCAGCCCAUCCGACACCUACAGUGUCUUCUAUGGCGAGAAGAGCCCUUGGUGGAUCAAGGUGAAGUGCACAGGCAGCCCUGGGCAUGGGUCCCGCUUCAUCACAAACACUGCGGCCGAGAAGUUGCACAAAGUGAUCACCUCCUUCCUGGCCUUCAGGGAGAGCGAGAAGCAGAGGCUUAAGUCCAACACAAGCCUGACCUUGGGGGAUGUCACCUCGCUCAACCUGACCUUGCUGGAGGGGGGAGUCUCCUUCAACGUGGUGCCCUCUGAGAUGGCCGUCGGCUUUGACAUCCGCAUCCCACCCACCGUGGACCUGAAGGCCUUCGAGGAGCAGGUGGCUGCGUGGUGCCGGGCAGCUGGGGACGGUGUCACGUAUGAGUUUCACCAGAAAUGCAUGGACCAGCAAAUCACCUCCACUGAGGAGUCUGACCCGUGGUGGAAAGCUUUCAGCGGGGUCUGCAGGGACAUGAAGCUGCCUCUCAAGCUGGAGAUCUUCCCAGCUGCCACCGACAGCCGCUACAUCCGGGCGGCAGGGUACCCAGCCCUCGGCUUCUCGCCCAUGAACCGCACCCCGGUGCUGCUCCACGACCACAAUGAGUUCCUCAACGAGGAUGUCUUCCUGCGGGGCAUUGACAUCUACGCCCGCCUCCUACCUGCCCUGGCCUCUGUGCCCCCACUGCCUGCCGAGGCCUGAGCCUUUGGGAGGGGAGAGGGGGCAUCGUGCCGCGUCUCUACGUGCCCCUCUGCUGUGGCUGUGCUGUGAGCUGGCCUGAUGGUGACAUGUGUCCUGGCUGUGCCACCCUGGGGACCGUGUGCCAGUGGAGCCCGGUGUGCCCUGUGCUCCUGCAGCCAUCCCUGACCACUUCCAGGGGUGCUGGGGCCAUGCCUUCCAGCUGGUGCCCCUGUAUCCUGACCGUGCACAUUCACUCAAUAAACCUUCCUGGUAAGCAAGGCCAGGAGCAAGCAGGU
Molecule: messenger RNA, 1608 nt
Organism: Lagopus muta (rock ptarmigan)
Lineage: Eukaryota; Metazoa; Chordata; Aves; Galliformes; Phasianidae
Gene: ACY1
Product: aminoacylase 1
Exons: 15
Coding region: 17-1333 (438 amino acids)
Biological process (GO): amino acid metabolic process
Cellular component (GO): cytoplasm
Molecular function (GO): aminoacylase activity
Source: RefSeq, a predicted model, not a curated record